CUUAUUGGGAACAAAGUCUAGCGCUAUUUGAUCAUUGCUAUAUUUAUAACGUGACGUCAUUUAUGUUAUAUAUACCCCCCGGACGUUCCUAUUUCCCCAGUUCGUCACAAAGCAACGACUAAGAACGAAGGAGCCAUUUUAACAAAACAGGAUUCAUCAUGCAGAUUUUUGUGAAGACCCUGACGGGAAAAACUAUCACCCUAGAAGUGGAGCCUUCUGACACCAUUGAAAAUGUAAAGGCCAAGAUUCAAGACAAAGAGGGAAUUCCCCCAGACCAACAGCGACUGAUCUUUGCUGGAAAGCAACUUGAAGAUGGCCGUACCUUGUCAGACUACAACAUCCAGAAAGAGUCCACCCUUCAUUUGGUCCUUCGUCUUAGAGGUGGUAUGCAGAUCUUCGUCAAAACUCUUACAGGGAAAACCAUCACCCUGGAAGUGGAGCCAUCUGACACUAUUGAAAACGUCAAAGCAAAGAUUCAGGACAAAGAAGGAAUUCCCCCAGACCAGCAGAGAUUGAUCUUCGCAGGCAAGCAACUUGAAGAUGGCCGUACUUUGUCCGACUACAACAUCCAGAAAGAGUCCACCCUUCAUUUGGUCCUUCGUCUUAGAGGUGGUAUGCAGAUCUUCGUCAAAACUCUCACAGGGAAAACCAUCACUCUCGAGGUAGAGCCAUCUGACACCAUUGAAAAUGUCAAGGCCAAAAUCCAAGACAAAGAAGGAAUUCCCCCAGACCAGCAGCGACUCAUCUUCGCAGGCAAGCAACUUGAAGAUGGCCGUACUUUGUCCGACUACAACAUCCAGAAAGAGUCCACCCUUCAUUUGGUCCUUCGUCUUAGAGGUGGUAUGCAGAUCUUCGUCAAAACUCUCACAGGGAAAACCAUCACUCUCGAGGUAGAGCCAUCUGACACCAUUGAAAAUGUCAAGGCCAAAAUCCAAGACAAAGAAGGAAUUCCCCCAGACCAGCAGCGACUCAUCUUCGCAGGCAAGCAACUUGAAGAUGGUCGUACCUUAUCCGAUUACAACAUCCAGAAAGAGUCCACCCUUCACUUGGUCCUUCGUCUUAGAGGUGGUAUGCAGAUCUUUGUGAAGACUCUUACAGGGAAGACCAUCACCCUGGAAGUGGAGCCAUCUGACACCAUUGAAAACGUCAAAGCAAAGAUUCAGGACAAAGAAGGAAUUCCUCCAGACCAGCAGAGAUUGAUCUUCGCAGGCAAGCAACUAGAAGAUGGCCGUACCUUAUCCGACUACAACAUCCAGAAAGAGUCCACCCUUCAUUUGGUCCUUCGUCUUAGAGGUGGUAUGCAGAUCUUCGUCAAGACUCUCACAGGGAAAACCAUCACUCUCGAGGUGGAGCCAUCAGACACCAUUGAAAAUGUCAAGGCCAAAAUCCAAGACAAAGAAGGAAUUCCCCCAGACCAGCAGAGACUGAUCUUCGCAGGCAAGCAACUUGAAGAUGGUCGUACUUUGUCUGACUACAACAUCCAGAAAGAGUCCACCCUUCAUCUGGUCCUUCGUCUUCGAGGAGGUUUUCAACAAAGCAGCAAGUGAAAUUCCAUCAAUUUUCUUAAAUUGGACACUUUAUUGUAAACCUGUAAUUUAGUAAUAAUGUUGAAAUUUGAACUAUUGGUCAAAAUUAACUUUUCAUAAUAUUUGUUUUUCAAGUAGAAGAAAAGUGAACUGAACAUUGUGACGAAUACUUGCUGCUUCAGUAUCCCGUCUUUACCUGGCUUAAGUUAAUAAAAUUGCAGUUAACUGCUGUCAUAAGUGUU
Molecule: messenger RNA, 1768 nt
Organism: Gigantopelta aegis
Lineage: Eukaryota; Metazoa; Mollusca; Gastropoda; Neomphalida; Peltospiridae
Product: polyubiquitin
Exons: 2
Coding region: 159-1547 (462 amino acids)
Biological process (GO): modification-dependent protein catabolic process; protein ubiquitination
Cellular component (GO): cytoplasm; nucleus
Molecular function (GO): protein tag activity; ubiquitin protein ligase binding
Source: RefSeq, a predicted model, not a curated record